Syzygium oleosum is the source of this 3281-nucleotide messenger RNA. RefSeq names its product putative disease resistance RPP13-like protein 2. The record is from RefSeq and is a predicted model, not a curated record. Lineage: Eukaryota; Viridiplantae; Streptophyta; Magnoliopsida; Myrtales; Myrtaceae. The transcript has 2 exons. Gene Ontology annotation, biological process: defense response to other organism. Gene Ontology annotation, molecular function: ADP binding. Bases 287 to 3079 code for a protein of 930 amino acids.
AUCUAACUACCCUUGCGAUAGCUGGUAGCAAUCACGUUACAAACAUUGCAAUCCUUUGAUGAUUCUUUUUUGGGUCGACCAAUCUUUUGGUGAUAUAGAGAUCAUCGAUUUCAGUGUGAAAACUGAAACAGCUCUAACCAUUUCUCUAUUCGUGGUUGACAUCUUCCUCCUCUUCUUCUUCUCUUCUCUGUAUCUCUCACAAAUACAUGCACACAAAUACAAACCUAAGUCCAUAGCAUAAAGCGAAGGCUGAGUUGAGUGCAAGUCCCGCCUGCAUUCGACCGCGAUGGCUGCUUCCGAGGUGGCCGUUUCACUUGUGAUUGGCAAUUCGCUACACAUGCUCUCCGAGAGAGAAAUUCUCUCCCCUGGAUUACACGAUCAAAUCAAUACGGCUAUUAAUCAUCUCCAGAAAAUCUUGAUCGCCUCGAAGUUACCGGAAUCUGGCACCGACAACGACCAGCAAAGCAGCGACCACAGAUCUGGUCUCCUGUUUCGAGCUCGAGGUGCUGUGGACAUGGCCGAUAAGUUCCUCCUGGAAGCAUCACAGCACCUGAAGUCCCACAAGGGCCGCCUUGCAAAAAUUCGCGCAUUAGUUCACUUGAUCUCGCUCAGGAUACGUGUAUGCGCCACCAAAAAGAUAGCGCUUGAUUUCAUCACCAGAGUCGAGGAUUUGUCCUUUCAUCUGUCCCAAAUGCAAGAUCUGCCUCCUUGUGAUCUGCCUAACAUUGAUGACGAUGCUUCAUUGAGGAGUAUGCGAUGGAAUGGGAAGGUUGAGUCAGACAUUGUGGGCCGCGAAGAUGAAGCGCAAAAGCUCCUAGCUCAGUUGAUUGUGGAAGAUGGCGACCACAACGCGCUUCGUGUUGUUUCAGUGGUGGGAGGAGAAGCCAUCGGCAAGACAGCUCUUGUGAGGAGCGUGUACAAUAGACUCGAGGUAUACCAUAGAUUCCACUGUUGUGUCUGGGUUCAUAUUCCCGAAGAUAUCACCUGGAAAGAUCUCUUGGUGAAGAUACUGAAGCAAACACCUCUGCAAGAACUGAAGGAUCUAGAGCACAUAGAAGAAGAAAAACUCAAUGAGAUCCUUCACAAGUCCUUGAUGGAAUUGAGGUAUCUCAUCGUGUUUGACAAUUUGUGUAAGCCCGAGGACAUGGACGAGCUCAUGAUCCUCCUUGCAGACUCGAGGAAUGGAAGUAGAGUCAUUGUCACUACUCGGGAUCCUGAAAUUCCCGCACUUAUAGACCCGUGGGCUUCUCCUCUCAAAUUGAACGGAUUAGAUGCAGACCAGAGCAAGCGCUUACUGGGGGAAUGCGGCUCUGUUGCUGAAGAUCCGGGGCUCACAGCGAGGAUUCUGAGCAAGAGCAGUGGCUCUCCUCCGAGGAUUUUGCUGCUCGGAGGACUUGCGGCGAGCGAUCAUUCUUCUCCUGUCAUGGUGGACCAGCUCGCUGAGAAUCCUACGCUCCUUGAUAUCGUGUCCUUGAGCUACCACAAAUUGCCUUUCCUGGUCAAACCCUGUUUGUUUUACUUGUGCCUCUUUCCCAAAGACUCGGAGAUCUCGACAAGGAGGCUCUUCCGGCUAUGGCUCGCCGAAGGAUUGGUCCAACCCUUGGAACAUCCUACAGCCACAGGUGGCGAAGAGCAAGUGCUCAGGCCCACAGCCAUGGCGUGCUUCCAAGAAUUGGCUUGUCGAAACUUGGUUCAUGUGGUGAGGCGUAGGAAGCUCAGUGGAAAGCCUAAAUCGUGCCGCGUGCCUAGUUUCCUACACGAUUUCUUGUGCAAGAUGGCAACGCAACUCAGACUUCUUCAGAUCCAUUCUGACACCAAGUGCACUUAUCACAGCGAAGAAUCUAAGGUUGUUAAUGGCUGCUCAUGGAUUGUCAAGUAUCAAGAUAAUAAUUAUCACCAAGAAUCUCAGCAGCGUGCUGAGACAGAGGAUCAUCAGCAGGGCGACAUCCAACUCCAACACCUCCGUUCCUACGUAUCCUUCAAAACGCAGAAGCACGGGACUCGCUCGAGGGAAGUGGAAGAGUUGCUUCGGCCCUUGAUUUCAAAGGGAGACCCUGGUCUGCUCAGGGUGCUCGAUCUGGAGGGGGUUUACAAGCCGUUGCUCCCAGACGGACUUGGCAACGUACUGCUGAACUUGAGGUACUUGGGAUUGCGCUGGACGGUCCUCGAUUCGAUCCCUGAAUCGGUCGGGAACAUGUCCCGCCUCGAGACAUUGGAUCUUAAGCACACUAACAUUACGAAUUUGCCGAGUUCGAUUUGGAAAGUGAAGUCCCUCCAGCACCUGUACAUGAACGAGGUAUGCUUCGAUAAUUCCACCGGUGGUCGUAAACCGUCGCCAAAGUACUUGAGCAAUCUCCAAACCUUGUGGGGGUUAUACAUUGGAGCUGCUAAGAGUCCCAUGCUUGAUGUGCUUAGUAAAUUGACCAGGCUCAAGAAAUUGGGGCUGACGUGCAAUUCUCCAGUGGUGGGGAAAGCAACCGAGCGCAUUUUGAAGCUCACGAUGCUUGAAUCCCUCAAGCUGAGAUCCAGGGAUCUCUUCGGUCAGCCCUCGGAUCUCAACUUAAGCAACAUGACAGGACUCAACUCGCUUUCGGAAUUGUAUUUGCUGGGGAGCUUGCCUAAGCAAGACUGCUUGAAGCUCCUUCCUCAGAACCUGAAAAUCCUUACCUUGUCCAAGUCAGGACUAGCCGAUGAUCCGAUGCAGGUCCUAGGAGAGCUCAAGAGCUUGGAAAUUCUCAACUUAUUUGCAGGCUCUUAUACUGGGUCAGAAUUGGAUUGCGGCCCAGAUUCAUUCCCAAGGCUUCGCGUCCUCAAAUUGUGGACGUUGGAGGAAGUGGAAGUAGCUUCUGUACAUGAAACCGCUCUUUGUUGCCUGGAAGAGCUGGAGAUUAAGAACUGCGGAGGCCUAAUGUUUAUUGAAUCAUUGGUUCAUAUUGGAUCCCUGAAACAAAUUAGUUUGAUUAAAGUGAAGGAGGAAUUGGCGACCAACAUCAAAGAAGGAUUGACCCAAAAAGUAUACAUCAAAGAGAAACAAUUGCUGACCUUUUCUUCUUCCGCUCAGGCAACGCAGGAUGAUUGACGAAGAAUGGACGUGGAUUAGGAUUGAUCCUCUUUUCCAGCCAUUGUUGUAUUUACAUCCUUGGUCUUUAGCAAUGUGUCAUCGUGUAUUGCAAAUCAAAUUUGAUAUUUGAAGCGUUCCAAAUUCUAUAGUGGACACAUUCUAUGUAAAUUUCAUUUACGCAAGCUAUUUUAGAUGCAUGCUAUUUAUGAAUUUGAAUUCA